This is a messenger RNA of Helianthus annuus (common sunflower), 993 nucleotides long. RefSeq names its product germin-like protein subfamily 2 member 4. The transcript is spliced from 2 exons. Gene Ontology annotation, biological process: regulation of root development; plasmodesmata-mediated intercellular transport. Gene Ontology annotation, cellular component: plasmodesma; cell wall. Lineage: Eukaryota; Viridiplantae; Streptophyta; Magnoliopsida; Asterales; Asteraceae. Gene Ontology annotation, molecular function: manganese ion binding. The record is from RefSeq and is a predicted model, not a curated record. The coding region runs from base 146 to 802 and encodes 218 amino acids.
UUGAGACAGGCCAGCUACCAAUUUAAAAUUGCUUUCAUAAAGUCUUCUCCUUCUACCCAGUUUAAAUAUAUAUAUACCACAUAACCCACCAAUCUGUAUUCGUAUUCAAAUCCUCCUUUUCUCCUUUCUGUAAUAAUCAAGUGCUAUGGCUACUAAUGAUUUUGGGUUGAUAAUUGGCAUGAUGAUGGCCAUCUUUAUGGCUUCCUUUGUCUCAGCAGAUCCUGAUUUGCUUCAAGAUGUCUGUGUUGCUGAUCUUACUUCUGGUGUAAAAGUAAAUGGAUUCACUUGCAAAGCCAACAUAUCAGCUGAUGAUUUCUUCUUCGCGGGGUUAGCAAAGCCGGGGCUCACAAACAACACCUUCGGUGCAACCGUUACAGCAGCCUCAGUCCAACAAAUCGCAGGGCUAAACACGCUAGGGGUAUCUAUGGCUCGCAUUGAUUAUGCACCAGGGGGUAUCAACCCACCACACACCCACCCAAGAGCCACUGAGAUAGUGUUUGUGCUCGAAGGCGAAUUGGAUGUUGGUUUUAUCACCACAGAGAAUAAACUCUUCUCCAAGACCAUCAAGAAAGGUGAAAUCUUCACAUUCCCAAGAGGUUUAAUUCACUUCCAGAUAAACAACGGUAAAGUUCCUGCUGCGGUUAUUGCUGGCUUCAACAGCCAGUUGCCGGGCACCCAACGGGUGGCUAACGCUUUGUUUGCCUCGUCUCCAACCGUGGAAGAUGUUGUGUUGACUAAAACAUUCCAAAUCGGAACCAAAGAGAUUGAGAAAAUUAAGUCCAAAUUCGCACCAAAGAAGUAAAAUCACAUACCCAACUGUCAGUUUAUGGGGUUUCAUGUUUUUAUUUGUGUUGUUUCUGAAUGCAUUUGUCUGUGACAUUCUAUAUUGUUUUCAUGUUGGAACUAAAAUUGGGAGAAAAUUUGUACUCAAAUCCAUGUAUUCUAGAAAGAUUUUGUCAUUAAAUAAUAAAUUCUUUUUUUUUGGUCCUUCUU